This is a messenger RNA of Gekko japonicus, 2160 nucleotides long. RefSeq names its product ventricular zone expressed PH domain containing 1 (gene VEPH1). Bases 1 to 2160 code for a protein of 719 amino acids. Lineage: Eukaryota; Metazoa; Chordata; Lepidosauria; Squamata; Gekkonidae. Gene Ontology annotation, biological process: regulation of signal transduction. The record is from RefSeq and is a predicted model, not a curated record. The transcript is spliced from 12 exons. Gene Ontology annotation, molecular function: phosphatidylinositol-5-phosphate binding. Gene Ontology annotation, cellular component: plasma membrane.
AUGGCUGCCAUCUGGAACCGCCCCGCACUCAACGCAAGCAAAGCACAACCGACGUGCGCCAGCUGUGGGGGUCCGCAUGAACACUGCUCCUGCCAGUUUCAGGAUGUAACCUGCCGGUCCUAUGAGUUUGUGACAUGCGAGGAGGAGUGUGGGAGCCUUCCUGACCACAUUAAGCAGGCCACUCCAUUAGGCAAUUCCAUGUUGCUACGUGUAUUGCCGUCUUUGUAUGAAAAGCAAUCACAGCCAAUUAACAGCCACCUGAGAGACCUGGUUGCACUGAUGUCUCACUUGGAACAGUCUGAACAGCACCAUCUUUUACAACUUUUGCUGAUAGUUGCUAAGAAAAAACAGCCUGAGGUGCUUCAAGAAUGUAUUCCCUCUCUAAUUAGUCACCUAAGAGAUCCCAGUAAUAAUGACAUCAUCCUAAAUAUACUGAUAGAAAUAUCAGGCUAUGCACCAGAAGUACUGGCCAAUUUGCUUCCUAUACUGAAAGAGAUUGGAGAUAGUUUCCCAAGUCUGAUUGGACAAACAGCAAAGCUCUACGGAGCCGUUGGACUCAUUGAUGAGGAGAGAGCCCGAAUAUGCCUGAUCUACUUGGUUAAUCAGCUAGCUAACAUGGAACAUUCAUUCCAUCAUAUCCUUCUGCUGGAGAUUAAGCACAUCACAGACACCUUCUCCAAUAUCUUGGGCAUCCAGAGCAGAGAUAUUUAUCGUAUGAGUAACAGUUUCACUGCCAUAGCUAAACUUCUCAUUCAACAGCUGGAAAAUGACACUACCUCUGACAGCAGAGUAGAAGAUGUUGCUGAAACAGAAUCUCCUUCACAGCUGGAUGAUUUAAAAUCCAUUGUGAGUGGAAACGAAGAGGAAGAAAAGCUUCAGGUUAAAAUACAGGCUUUUGAAGAGAAAAUAAACCUUGACAACAGUACGCCUGGCUCUGUGCGCAGGUAUAGCCUCGGCCAGGUUUCUAAAGAAGAAAGGAAAGACGUGAGAUUUAACAGGUCCAAAAGCCUGGCUUUCCAUGCUGUUCAGAUGAAGAGCAUUCAUUCAGACAAUGGGCAAGAGAUGGAGAGUGGAGAUGUUACAGGAGGCAUGUCUUUCACAGAUACCUUUUUGAGCCAGGAAAGUGACAAAUUGCCUUCAGCUGCAGGCACUGAAGAGCCACAGCUGGAAAAUGCUUUACUUUCACACCCAAGUAUCAAAUGUAUAGAAUCAGAGAAUCCGCCAGAACCUGUUAAAGAAAACUGCUAUGAGGGGAGCCCGAAGACAACAAAGCAACCUGUGGAAUAUCAAGAUAAGCUUUACUUUCACUUAAAGGAAAAUCUCUCUAAAGUGAAAGCAUAUGUUCUGGAGAUGGGGAGGAAAAUUCCACUCCCAGAUGAAUGUGUUAUUGAAGAUACUGUUAGAAGUUCUGUAGCAAAGCUGUUCUUCAGCUGCCCCCUGAAAGGCCAUUACUGCUUGUACAGUAAAUCCAGCUUUAUUCUCAUCAGCCGACAGCCUCAGCUUUGGAUCCAUAUCAUGUUUCUCUUUCAGCAGAACCUGUUCCCAGAACCUCUGUCCAUGCAAAAUACGUCUGUACAAGCUCUGAAAGCCUUGUGGGAGAAAACCCAGCUGAAGGGAACACACAGCUUUGAAACAGCCAUGGUUCAGUCUAUGUUUCUGCCCCAGAAGGAUCUGGACCAUGUACAGAUACAUCUGGAAGAAGUGAGGUUCUUUGAUUUAUUUGGUUACAGCGAGGAAACAGGGGCUUGGCAAUGUUUCAUGUGUAAUAAUCCUGAAAAGGCAACAGUUGUGAAUCAAGAUGGCCAACCCCUGAUCGAAGGCAAGCUGAAAGAAAAGCAGGUCCGAUGGAAAUUCAUCAAAAGGUGGAAAACCCGCUAUUUUACUCUGGCUGGCAACCAGCUUCUCUUUCGCAAAGGAAAAUCGAAAGAUGACCCAGAUGACUGCCCCAUAGAGCUUAGUAAGGUCCAGAGCGUCAAAGUUGUGGCCAAGAAGCGCAGAGAUCGCAGCCUUCCCCGGGCCUUUGAAAUUUUCACAGACAGUAAGACGUACGUUUUCAAGGCCAAAGAUGAAAAGAACGCAGAGGAGUGGCUCCAGUGCAUUAAUGUCGCAGUUGCACAAGCCAAAGAAAGGGAAAGCAGAGAAGCAACUACAUACUUGUAA